AUGGAAGCUAUCGUAGAAAAGAUGUCUGAUGAAGUUACAGGAGUCCCAGUGAAAACGGUAAAGAAUUUUAUGACGAAAACGCCGUCCGUUUUUACUGGAACGGAUUUAAUAUCUUGGAUGAUGAAGGCCAUGGCUAUAGAUGAUCAAGAGGCGCUUCACGUGGCACACCUAAUGGCAUCCCAUGGAUAUUUCUUCCCCAUCGAUGACCACUGCCUUACCGUAAAGAACGAUAAUACUUUCUAUAGGUUCCAAACACCAUAUUUUUGGCCAUCAAAUUGUUGGGAACCGGAGAAUACCGAUUAUGCUGUUUACUUGUGCAAACGGACGAUGCAGAACAAGACUCGGCUGGAAUUAGCAGAUUACGAGGCUGAGAAUUUAGCUAAGCUGCAGAAAAUGUUCUCGAGAAAAUGGGAGUUCAUUUUCAUGCAAGCGGAAGCUCAGAGCAAGGUUGAUAAGAAAAGAGACAAACUGGAGAGGAAGGUGCUCGAUAGUCAAGAAAGAGCUUUCUGGGACGUCUACAGACCAAUGCCUGGUUGCGUUAAUACGACCGAGAUGGAUAUAAAGAAAGCCUGUCGCACUUAUAAACCAACGUCGAAGUCUAGCAAACAUCAUCAAUUAGGCAUAGCUAGUACAGACGUUCCUUCGCAAUCGGAGUCAUCGGUAUCAGCGAUAGAAACAUUGAACAAAGAAAUUGACAUGUUGAAAGCUAGAUUAGAUCGAACGAGCACGAAGGUUUCGAAAGUUUCCGAGGCUCUGAUCGCAUAUUCCGAACAGUAUAUGGAGUACGAUCCAUUUGUCGUACAGCCGGAAUUGACGAACCCGUGGAUUUCGGAUAAUCCAGAGAUGUGGGAGCAAGAAAAAUUGGCGAAAGAGAUAGCUACGAGGCGGGUAAAGAGGUGGGCUUUCAGCCUACAAGAAUUGCUACAGGAUCCCGUGGGUAGGGAACAGUUCACAAGAUUUCUGGAUAAAGAGUUCAGUGGCGAGAACCUGAAAUUUUGGGAAGCCGUGCAGGAAUUGAAGACGCUACCGCAGAAGGAGGUGCAGAACAAAGUGAACGAGAUCUGGAACGAGUUCUUGGCUCCAGACGCCAGCUGCCCGAUCAACGUCGACUCACGAUCGUACGAGAUAACGAAGAAGAACUUACAGAAACCAGAUCGUUGGUGUUUCGACAUAGCAGCGGCGCACGUUUAUCAUCUGAUGAAAAGCGAUAGUUACUCGAGGUAUCUUCGCUCGGAAAUGUAUAAGGAUUUUCUCAGUGGCUCGAAGAAAAAGGAGUUGUCCAAUCUUUUGUUAAUUCGGCUUUCAAUUGCAACUUUACUACCGACAUUACCUCGGUAAAAGGUAUUCGUUCUAUUGUGUCGUUCAGCGGGCGCAAGGACACGGCCACGUCCUAAUUCACCGGCAAUGUAAAUUUAAUCACGAGAAACGAGAUUUCCGCGAAUCUCGUUUCCACGUUUUCGUGUUCAGACCGACCGUCGAGGAGGGACGACGCCGCGCCAUUCAGUUCGUUGCUGUUCCCUGGCUAAGAGUAAGUAAUAAACAGGCGAAUAGUGUUAGCAAGUUUAGCUGCGAGAGAACCCACAGCCAAGGAAUCCGACUUGAAUCGAGUACCGUGCCGCAGAACGUGCGCCAUUUUCCUCAAGUAAAAUAAAAUAAAGAACGGUGAGAAUCUUUUAGUUGUGGGUUUCCUUGAAACAAUUUAGCCAAUAAAAGAGAGCUAAGUUCUGUAAAUAUAAUUUAAUCUGAUAGACGUAUCUCGCGUACAAGCAUAAAUAUAGUACUGGGAAAAAUCCGUAGGGAAGAAUCCAGCAAAUAAUUAUUUCGUAGAAUUACACACACGCUACGUCGUUAAUUGAUCGUGUCACCGUGAUAUAUUGUUCUGUAGCCUCGGAUUAAUAGUACAAUCGCCAAGUAAUAAUUGUUUUAUCGAGGAAUUAUUAAUUCAUAGAAUUACAACAACUGAUCGUGUCUUCGUAAUACAUUUCUCUCUAGCCUCGAAUUAAUAGUAAAAUAAUCAUUAUUUUCAUCGAGGAAUUAUAUAAUUUAAGGUAGCUCGAUAGCGUGUGCAAAACAUAUACAGGGGCGGAUUAAGCGGCCGCGUGGGGCCCUGAGGGUCUAAAAAUAUCUUAACUUAAAGAUUUUAGAAAUUACCGAAAAGGUUCAAAAAACGCUCCUUAAAAUAAUCAAACA
Messenger RNA from Ceratina calcarata, 2190 nucleotides. It is a transcript of the gene RSG7, whose product is annotated as regulator of G-protein signaling 7. The coding region runs from base 1 to 1338 and encodes 445 amino acids. Gene Ontology annotation, biological process: G protein-coupled receptor signaling pathway; regulation of G protein-coupled receptor signaling pathway; intracellular signal transduction. NCBI's taxonomy places the organism in Eukaryota, Metazoa, Arthropoda, Insecta, Hymenoptera, Apidae. The transcript is spliced from 11 exons. Gene Ontology annotation, cellular component: neuron projection; cytoplasm. The record is from RefSeq and is a predicted model, not a curated record. Gene Ontology annotation, molecular function: GTPase activator activity.